AUGGAUGCUGUGGUGAGGCAGGCUCGUUCACACGCCCAGCCCUCAGCACAGGAGUCGGCAACGAUUGCACCACAUAGGACCAGCCCGCAGCAAACGGCAAAGAAACCGCCAGGCGAUGCCGCACGACCAACCAUGAGGAGUCCGUCACAGGUCCCUCAGCAGAGACCACAGCCCUCUGACACGGGCAGGUCUCAGUUCGGCAAGUCGUUCCAGGCGCUUUUCGAACAGUCGAUCCAGAAGCCUGGAAGCUACAACUACCCACUGCCCAGGCAGGGCUCAGAGGCCCCUGCUACCGGCCAGCAGAAGCUGCCCACCACUACCUCUCCGUACUCCCCCUUCCAGACACAGGCGCAGACCUCACAGCCAAAAGCCAAACCUCAUCAGUCCUACACCAAACCAACGUUCCAGACCUCUCCUCAGGCACCUCUGUACUCCAGCAAAGGACAGCAACAGACAUCUCCUCAGGCACCAUUGUUCUCUAGCAAGAGCCAGCCCCAAACCAGUCCUCAGGCAUCCCUGUUCUCGAGCAAAAGCCAGCCCCAGACAUCUCAGGCACCCAUGUUUUCCAGCAAAAGCCAGCCUCAGACCUCUCCUCAGGCACCCAUGUACUCCAGCAAAGGGCAGCCCCCGACUUCUCAGGCACCCCUGUACGCCAGCAAAGGGCAGCCAUACCCCUCUCAGGGCCAGACUUCACCAUUUGAGCGGACAGCAACGCAGGGAAGCCCAAAGUCGGGCAUGGGCCUAACCCACGCCAGCCAGUCCAGGCUAACCCACGAAAACCAGUCCAGGUUAACCCACGACAACCAGUCUAGCCUGACCCAUGGUAACCAGUCUAGAUUGACCCACGACAACCAAUCCAGUCUAAUCCAUGGCAGCCAGUCCAGGCUAACCCACGACAACCAAUCUGGUCUAUCCCAUGGGAGCCAACCCAGCCUGACCCAUGGAAACCAGUCAAGCCUGACCCAUGGAAACCAGUCAAGCCUGACACACGGGAGCCAAUCUGGUUUAUCCCAUGGGAGCCAACCCAGCCUGACCCAUAGCAACCAGUCAAGCCUGACCCAUGGGAGCCAAUCUAGUCUGACCCACAGCAGCAAGUCUGGUCUAACUCAUGGCAACCAGUCCAAUCUAGCCCAUAGCAACCAACCUAGCCUGACCCACGGUAACCAGUCAAGUCUAACACACGGGAGCCAAUCUAGCCUGACCCAUGGUAGCCAAUCUAGCCUGACCCAUAGCAGCAAGUCUGGUCUAACCCACAGUAACCAGUCGAGUUUGACCCACGGGAGCCAGUCCAACCUAACCCAUGGUAACCAAUCAGGCCUGACCCAUGGUAACCAGUCAAGUCUAACCCACGCGAGCCAGGCCCGUCAGAGCGGGCUGUCUCACAGCUCGCCCAACCUGAGUCCCCACGGGUCGGGGUACACCCAGGGGUCGCCUCUGUCCCACGGCAAACCCACGGGGUACAGCAGCAGCAGCCCCAAGUUCACGUCUUCAAGCCUGGCAUCCAUGGGCGGACUCCCCGCUGACCUCAGCAGUUUCCAGCUCCCCGGGCUGACCUCCUUACCUCAGACCCAGCGUGGGGCAGGACGGCCCAGCCUGCCCGGGGCGCAGCUCACCCACCCGACCACCCAGGCGCUGCCCGUGUACCAGAUGGGUCUGGGGGACCCGCGGAGGGACCAGGGCGGGUCACCGGCGGGGUCACAGCAGGGCAGGGUCAUAUCGGACGCCAUCAUCACGGGACCGGCACCCGGCACAUACAACCAUGUACAGGCCUACGGACCAGCAGGCGGCUCUUUGCCUCCGUUUGGCACCCUCCGUAGCAGCCCCACCCGGCAACAGUAUCCAGGCAACCAGUUCUCACAGGCGUUCUCCGUCCCAGAAAGUCUUGGUAGUGGGAGGCUUCACGAUAUCAUGGCAUGCCUCAGUCGGCCCGGCUCAGCCUCAGGCGGCAGUCAGCCCAAAGAAGCCAAGAACUCAAGUCACAGCAGCAACAACUCCACAUCCCCACACAGACAGAUCCAGUAGUACCACAUCGUAGCAGCACACCAAAGUACAGGGGCACAACAAAAAGACAACACACUCAACUAGGAAGCAAGUUGAUUUCCCACAAGAAACUGGACUUACCCAAAUUUUCAACUGUACAACUCCAGUCUUUGUCAAGGAACGAACAAUCUGCUUCUAUGAUGUCACGUUAUGCUGAGAUGACACACGUGACUCCGUGAGCAGUGGAUCAUAGGUUGCAGAAAGUCUGUGGCGCCCCCCGUCACUGU
Molecule: messenger RNA, 2267 nt
Organism: Branchiostoma belcheri (Belcher's lancelet)
Lineage: Eukaryota; Metazoa; Chordata; Leptocardii; Amphioxiformes; Branchiostomatidae
Product: ice nucleation protein-like
Exons: 8
Coding region: 1-2022 (673 amino acids)
Source: RefSeq, a predicted model, not a curated record